Cordyceps militaris CM01 is the source of this 1539-nucleotide messenger RNA. RefSeq lists its product as uncharacterized. The record is from RefSeq and is a predicted model, not a curated record. The coding region runs from base 1 to 1539 and encodes 512 amino acids. NCBI's taxonomy places the organism in Eukaryota, Fungi, Ascomycota, Sordariomycetes, Hypocreales, Cordycipitaceae. The transcript has 3 exons.
AUGUGGAAUAUUUCCAGCUACCGAAUGUUUGUCCGCUCGACAGAAUACGUGCCAGCCAUACGAAAAAAUACCUUCCAGCCGUACGAAAAGUCUACAUCUCGAACCUCUUCAGCAGCGAAAUCUUUGUCGACUACUCCAGAAUUACGCUUCUUACCGGGUUUGCCUGAAACGGUACGAGAAGUGCUACAGACAACCACCGCGGAAAAGUUUUUUAAGAGCGGUUUCGGCCAAAACGACAGCCCGGAUUUUUUCUUGGCCUUAGUGCAAGCCGAUACAAGCAAAUGGCUUAACGCCAUAAAACAACGGGCUUUGAGCCUAGCAACUUUGCACAUACGCGACAGAAUAGUAUAUGAUGGAUACAGAGGUGAAAAAGGUUACUGCAACCUGGCAGCCAAGGACGUACUUGUCCGUGUGGCGGCAGCAUACAAUCCAGAAUUUUCUGGAGUCAGAAUCUCUAAACUUAUCACCGAAAAUAUCGAUCGAGGAACGAGAUACUCGCAAUUGGCACUGGAGACAUCGCUCAGCGCUGCUUUUAGCCUUUGCCCUGAUCAUGCCUGGUGGUAUGAGAAGCGCAUACCGAAGUCGAAAGAUAACGAAGCCAGAAAGACCUUCGUAUCUAAAUUGCGUGCUGAAGGCGCUAAAACAGAUGCUGAGAUAAAUGAGGAAUUCGAGCAGCUUCGAAAAGCUGAUCAAAUCAACAAGGAUGUCGAGUUUGCGAGGCGAUUCCAAACGAAAAUACAAGAAAUUUUGGGCUGUAUUUAUGCACGUUGCGAUGCGUGGUUGGAGAGUGGUGAGCACAGCGCAGCAACAGCAGAAACCAUGCGAUGCUUGGUUGAAUCUUCGGAAAGAGCUAAAGGACAAAGAAACAGACAUGAUACUGCACCGGCCCCAAUCCAGGUCCUAAUGUCAGAUAACGGAGCGACUUCCGUGGAAAUUGCUUCGAAUGCCGACUUGCUGUCUACGCCUCCAGUUUUUCAUCACGAAUCUCUCGAUGUGCUUGCAAAUACUGCAUUAUUGCAGGCUCAGUCUCAGAAUGCCCCCUCCCAUUCCUACGCAGAUCACCAUUGCGGGACCGAAGCGGCCGACGCGACAACGCACCAGGCUCGUGCAGCGACAACGUUGAGUUUACCCUCAAGUGCUGCCUCUUUAUUCGACAGCUCCUUACAGCCUCAUCAUCUACAUGCGCGCUCGAGUGAUGGUGCCGCUCUGCCGUCUAAUAAUGGGCAAAAGAGACUGUAUGAUGGUGAGGAGGCCUCUACAACGAAGAGACAGAAGUCUGUCCCAGGGCCUACAGCAUCAGGCUUGAAUAAUGGCGUUGAGGCUGUUAUGGCAGGAGGACUUGACGAUCUUGGCCCUGAUCUUGGCGAUUGUGCAGAGUCAACGCCUUCCCAGCAAACAGGUUUCGUGGAUCAAUGGGACUGGUCAGAAGUGAUACAACAACCGACUAGCAACCAUUGGAACUGGUAUAUGGAUGGGACAGAUAUAUCGCUAAAUACUGGAAACCAGUUCAGGGACGAGGAGUUAACUUUCAGCCUCUAA